Monopterus albus (swamp eel) is the source of this 4122-nucleotide messenger RNA. It is a transcript of the gene rtn4rl1a, whose product is annotated as reticulon 4 receptor-like 1a. Gene Ontology annotation, molecular function: protein binding. Bases 655 to 1938 code for a protein of 427 amino acids. NCBI's taxonomy places the organism in Eukaryota, Metazoa, Chordata, Actinopteri, Synbranchiformes, Synbranchidae. The transcript is spliced from 5 exons. Gene Ontology annotation, cellular component: plasma membrane. The record is from RefSeq and is a predicted model, not a curated record.
GCCUUUGUGGUAACAGAGACAAGAGAAGCCAGUGACUCACUGUCGAUCCACACACAGCACAUUGCGACUCUACCUGAGCUGCACCUUGAUCAGCCGAUAGGAGGAAGGUGAUGAGGACAUAAAGGAACUUUCUUAUGGCUUUCGGCUGUUUUUAACUGGCUCUUGACCGCGCAUUUCUCUCCGAUUCGGGCAUCAAAUAAAGUCAGAAUGCAUGUUAUUGAUUCAUAAACACCAGAUGGCGGUGAGCUGAAAUAUUACUAAAACACAUAUGAGUGUGCUGGGAUAGGACGAGGUGUCCCCCGCCACCUCAACGCUUUUAUAAAAACUGCGGACAACUUCGCUUUUAUCGGUGGCGGACCUUCUAUUUUGCUCAUUAAUUUUGUCAGACAUCAUCCGACCUCCUCCUCCUCCACCUCCUCUUCCUCCCCCAACAGUCUCCACUUGAUAAGAGUACAUUCACCGAGGAGACUACAGCCUGCCUGCGGCCAAAGGGAAUCAAAUACCAGUUCAGUCAAGAGCAACACAGGAUUGGACCCCCACAAGGAUGCUACUCCAGCACAGACACCACUAGACGGUCCAAACAGCCGCUGCCAAUAUGUUUAGGCGAGUUUCAGUGAGGCAGGACGAGAAGGAGAGCAGCGGCGGCAGUACAGUAUGCAUGUACACAUCCUUCUGCCACUAAUAGGUUAUGGUGGGGUGGAGUUACUGCUGGUGUUGUGUGGCUUGGAUCUCUCUCUGCCCUGCCCUCGCCACUGCAUCUGCUACACUUCACCUAUUCGUGGCCACUUCUCGCCCACCACCACUAUGUUGUGGCUUUAUUCCAACAACAUCUCCUACAUACAACCGUCCACUUUCCACGGCUUUGACCGCCUGGAGGAGCUUGAUCUUGGGGACAACCGUCACCUCAAGGCCGUUGCUUCAGACACGUUCCUGGGGCUGGGUCGGCUACACGCCUUGCACCUAUACCACUGUGGCCUGAUCACCCUGCCUCCAGGGAUCUUUGCGGGCCUCCAUAAUCUCCAGUAUCUCUACCUACAGGAUAACCAGUUAGAGUUUCUGGAGGAUGACCUGUUCAUCGACCUACUCAACCUCAGUCAUCUCUUCUUGCAUGGUAAUAAACUAUGGAGCCUUCGCCAGAACACCUUCCGUGGUCUGGGAGUCCUAGACCGCCUGCUUCUCCACCAGAACCGAAUCCAGUGGGUUGACCGCCAGGCUUUCCAUGACCUGCGGCGCCUCACCACCCUGUACCUGUUUAAUAAUUCCCUGACGGAGCUAUCUGGCGCCAGCUUGACUCUGCUGCCAGCCCUGGAGUACCUACGACUUAAUGACAACCCCUGGGAGUGCGACUGCAAGGCCCUGUCCCUUUGGGAUUGGCUGAGGAGAUUCAGAGGCUCCACCUCCUCUCUGAUGUGUGUUUCACCACCAGAGCUGAUGGGGAAGGACCUGAAAACGCUGAAGAAGGAUGAGCUGCCCAGUUGCAAGUCAAGCGACGUUCAUGCACAUGGUACCCCAGGAGGGGAGAUGGAGCACGGAGAGUCUUUGAACCACCUAAAUCGUCACAGAAACCAUCACAACCACCACCAGAGGCCAUACCUGCCCCAUGGGGACCAAUACAGCUUGCCUUCACCCUCACCCUUGCCACGACCACCUAAGGGAGGUCGUAGAAACUGCACCCGCCGGGGCCGCAAGGCAAAAUGGGGACUCAAUGAGGUGCAGGUACUAGAGGAGGGGGAUGAGAAUGACUAUACUCCAGACAGAGGUAAAUAUGAUCUGUCUGCAACUGCAAGGAGGAAGAACAAGUGCAUUCCUAGAACUUCUGUCGGCCCACCAAUUGGGGUCCAAAGAGUUAAUAAUAAAGCAAGGUUAAACCUUGCAAAUUUUAUUCUCUGUUUCUCAUCAGCUCUGCUGCUGUCACUUAACUCUGUGAUCCUGCGCUGAGACAGGGAAUGGCCACUUUUGUGCUGGUGAUGUAACCCUAUGAUUCAUUCUCCUGAACCACGUUGCCCUGGCUCUAAAUGAGGCAUGUGUGCAAAACUGUGUGUGUACAUGACUGUGUAAAAAGUACAUUAUCAAAUAUCUACUGUCAAAGUAUCCCUGCGGUAUUAAGGCCGGGAUCUUUACAAGUCAUAAUCAAAAGAUGGAAGUCAUGGGAAACUAUAUAACCCAUUGCUCUGAUGAUGUCACCAAGAGAAACAACAGGAAAACUCUGCAUUUGUCUCUGUGGGAUUGAUUGCUUCACUGAAUUUAUGUACUUAUGAGAACUGUACAGCCACACAAAAUGACAAUCCACUGAUUCAUUCAACUACUGAAAUUGUGAAAAGAACAUGAAAUACAGACUGAAACAGAUUGACCCUUUUGACACCUUCCAUCUGUCCCUCACACUGAGACAAUGGCACAGUCAUUCAUAACCAUCACACUGCUCACUCAACAGCACCUUAAAAUCCAGAACCAAAAAAACUGCAGACACAAAUGGCAGUAAAAUAACUACCACUAUAUUGUGUCUACUAAUAUAGUGGUUUUACUUUCAUGUCGACCUAGUGAAUCUGUUUUAAUGUACAUCUCUAUCCUUGGCUUUUAAAAAACACCAGUAGAAUUGUGACACCUCUGUGUAACUGGUAAUUUUUCAAAUUAUUCAUAUUAAAAUUUGUCUUUUUCCCUGGCAUCCCAUCAGAUUAAAAGCCAUUCAAAACUAACCAGUCAUAUGAGCCAACUGGUCACAGUCAAUGUAAAUGUGUGUGUGAUUGAACAAGUUCUGUGUUUGAAUGAGUGUAUAAAAAAAGCAAAAAAGAAUAAAAAAAACAAAUGGGAAAAAAACACACACACACAAAAGCCAUGCAGGUAGAAUGAAGCUAGUUUGCAAGAGUGCCUAAUGGAAAGCCUGGUGGCCGAUGAGGACAAGUUAUGAAGGUACAGUAUGAGACCUUUUCAUUCACUCUUCGAGAUCACUGGCUACAAAACAGACACCUCAAUGAGUGAGAAAGGUCAGCUCAUGCAGGGCAAGUAAAAGCUAAGGUCCAAUCAUGGCUAAUGGAAAAAUAUCUUUCAAGCAGAGAUGAUUUUAUCUAAAUAGUCACAGGAUGGUUUCAAAUGCUGGAAAGAAGCCCUACAAUCAAGGAAGAGCACUGAUGACCACCACAGCACCGCUAUAUAUCUCCAGCAAUGGUCUAACCAAAUUACUGAACCUGGAAAACAAGAGCAGUUCACUAUCUGUGAGGACCACCACAGGGCAAAAGGACUUAAACUGCUACAGAAUAUCUUUGUUUAUCCUGUCUGGUGUUUAGUGAACUCCAAAACAGAUGGACUUAUCAUUCUCUAAGCCCUGACUGGAGAGUUGGGUUUUAAUGCUGCUAUGUCCAAGGAUCAAAUUCCUGAGGGUUGUGGUUCUUCUUCAGGAAAUAACAAGGACAGAGAGGAUGUUGGGAUGCGGCACCCUGAACCAUGAUCUGAAACAGUUCAAGCACAUACACCCCUAACAAAGCCUGAUCAAUCACCUUCACAGCCUUCCUGUUCCAGGAACUACAAACCCUUGUCAGUCCAUGGCUUUCACACCCUAGAGCUGAGCACCACGGAUGCUGUCUGGGCUCUGACUUUAGACCUGGACUAUUUCAGAGUCACUCACCCAAUGUCUCAAGUGCUCAAUAACAAUAGGUGAAACCUGUACAGGUAAACAUGGGCAAUCCGGGUACCUUCACUAGUCAGUAAAAGUCUCUCUUUCUUACAGCAUUACAAAGUUAUAAAUUCUAUUUUAAGACAAGCUACCAUUGUAUGCAAAAGAUGGCCUAGCUAACAAGCUAAAAUCAUGACAUGCUGACAAAAAGCACAAAAGUAUACUUGUUUGGUUUGCUGGCAACCUUAAAAUACCUGGUAUGGAUGGGAAACCAGUAGCAGGGGCCAAAUUUGUACCCUGUUUGUGUGUAUUUUUCCUGCUAAGCCCCUCAUGUCUAUCUAUUUAAAUGUUGGGGACAAACAUAAGCCUGUCACUGGUGUCAUUCUCCUGACAUGUAGGAUUAGAGACCCCUACUGGUGAACUUGUUAGUGCAGAGGUGAUGUAAACUGUGUCUGUUUAUUCCUGUGAGAAUGAUUUUUUUGUUAAAAAAAGAAAGAAAGAAAGAAAGAAAGAAA